AUGCAGAAGAAACAGUGUGAAUAUGCAGAUGUGCAUGGAGAAAAGAAGAACCGAAGGAAGGACUCCCUCUCCUUCGGGAGGGACCUGCUGGCCAGCGGCGUGGUGGCCGCUGUCUCCAAGAUGGCGGUGGCGCCUGUGGAGCAGGUGGAGCUGCUGCUGCAGGUGCAGGCCUUGUCCAAGCAGAUCUCGGCAGACCAGCGGUACAAGGGCAUGGUGGACUGCUUCGUGCGCAUCCCCGGGGAGCAAGGAUUUUUCAGCUUUUGGCAUGGCAAUUUGGCAAAUGUUAUACAGUAUUUCCCAACACAGGCUCUAAACUUUGCUUUUCAGGACAAAUACAAACAGAUUUUUACGUCCAAAGUGGAUGAAGAAAAACAGUUCUGGAAAUGGUUUUUGGCAAAGCUGGCUUCUGGUGGAGCAGCAGGAGCAACAUCCAUGUGUGUGGUAUACCCGUUAGACUUCACAUGAACUAAUUUAGCUGCUGGUAUUGGGAAAGGUGCUGCUGAGCGACAGUUCCAGGGACUUGGUGACUGUAUUAUUAAAAUUGCAAAAGCAGAUAGACUUACUGGCCUGUACCAGGGUUUUGGCAUUUCCAUAAAGGGAAUCAUUGUAUACCAAGCCUCCCGUUUUGGGUGUUAUGACACCAUUAAGGGAUUAUUGCCAAAUCCAAAGCAAACUCCAUUCAUUGUUUCCUUUUUUGUUGCUCAAGUUGUGAUUACUUGCUCAGGAAUGCUGUCUUACCCUUUUGACGCUGUCAGGAGACACAGGAUGAUGCAUGCAGGUACCACUGAACGUCAGUCUAAAGGAACCAUUGACUGCUUUAUGAAAGUAUACAAUCGAGAGGGGCUUAGUGCUUUCUUCUGCGAAGCAUUCUCCAACAUCCUUUGUGGAACAGGAGGUGCCUUAGAGCUAGUUCUUUAUGACAAAAUUAAGGACUUUUUAAUCUUGAUGUUUCAGAGAGUUCAGGAUCUGAUUAAAAUAGUGAGUGGACAUCUAUCGUUUGUACAGUGUUCAUGA
Molecule: messenger RNA, 1014 nt
Organism: Haliaeetus leucocephalus (bald eagle)
Lineage: Eukaryota; Metazoa; Chordata; Aves; Accipitriformes; Accipitridae
Gene: SLC25A31
Product: solute carrier family 25 (mitochondrial carrier; adenine nucleotide translocator), member 31
Biological process (GO): mitochondrial ADP transmembrane transport; mitochondrial ATP transmembrane transport
Cellular component (GO): mitochondrial inner membrane
Molecular function (GO): ATP:ADP antiporter activity
Source: RefSeq, a predicted model, not a curated record